Molecule: messenger RNA, 3233 nt
Organism: Diachasma alloeum
Lineage: Eukaryota; Metazoa; Arthropoda; Insecta; Hymenoptera; Braconidae
Gene: wda
Product: TAF5-like RNA polymerase II p300/CBP-associated factor-associated factor 65 kDa subunit 5L
Exons: 7
Coding region: 346-2112 (588 amino acids)
Biological process (GO): transcription initiation at RNA polymerase II promoter
Cellular component (GO): transcription factor TFIID complex
Molecular function (GO): protein binding; RNA polymerase II general transcription initiation factor activity
Source: RefSeq, a predicted model, not a curated record
UUUUCACAAAUAAAAAUACAGAAGUCGUCUUUUUUUUACCCGCUUUUUAUGUCAACAUUUUGCCCACUACUCCCGCUCACGUUCAUGAGCUGUUCAAAAGCACCUCGUGUACAUAAUAAAUUCACUGCAAUUUAUUUAUCGAAUGAAUUUCUCAGCCAUGAAUUCUGUCAAUUUUAUUUGUCAUUUGAAUGACUCUUGUGUGGUUAAACAAGUGAUUGGAUACGUGUUGUGUUACUCCUUCGGCUCUCGUUCAAGUCAGCAUGUUUCAUGAUGGCGUCCAAAAGCCCGCUGGACGUAUUUUCUGUAUUCAAAAUACUAAAUCUUGAUUGAUGAGAGUGAGGACAAAUGAAGAUGAAACGUUCAAGAAGUGAGAUGAUCAAUGCAACCGUCGAGUCAUACUUGAAACGUCGCCGUUAUCAGGAUAGUGAUUUAUUUCGUAAAACGGAGAGGACUGGAUGCAGGAGCAGCGAAGAAGUGACCUUGACUGCUAAAGCAGAGAGUGCUCUGUCUCGAGACAACUCCAUAGUGUUCAGUGCUAUCAUCAACGACGUUGUAGCUGCUGAUCAAGCUUACCAGAGAUUAAAAGCCUGGGUCUACUCCAUAAAGACUCAACAAAUAAAGUACGAGCUACAUGGCCUCCUCUACCCCGUCUUCUGUCACUUGUACCUCGAAAUACUUCACGCUGGUAAUCCACAGGCUGCCAUUCAAUUUCUGAAGAAUUAUCAGGGUGACUUUGUCACGGAUACUGAGAGGGAUUUUCUCGAAGAAUUGUCAAGUAUAUUUACGAUACAGGAUAUCGAAUUGAGGCCACUUGUCAAUGCAUUUAGAAUGAGAAAGUACAAAGUUGAUAUGUCUGAUGAGGCGCACAUUUGUCUGCAGAAGUAUCUCAGUAAAAACGGGCAUAUUAUUAUAAUGCAGAUUAUAAAUAUACACAUAACUAUUAUUAAAAAAAUAGUCGAUAUGAAUAUGAUUGACGAAGAGACUGGUGAUCAAGCUCAGGGACACGAAAUUGGCAUAAAUGGGCACGUGGAGCUGGCAUCGGGCACUGGAGUUGAUAGAGAGAUGCGUGAGCUCCAGGAAUCCAUUCGAUUGAUAAGAAAUAACGCUUAUCAACCUUUGAGAAUAUUCACGGUUAAUAAUGCAGCUGAGAAUGGCAGUUGUGCUACAAUGACGCCGAAUAUGGAUAAAUUGGCGGCUGGAUUCAGCACAGCUGAGAUUAGACUUUGGGGUGUGGGGGAGACGGUGCUCAUGAGACCGAGGCAGGUGAGAUCAUCCAUUACGCUGGCCUGUGACACUGCAUCCACUAGUAGACCACCUGACGAUGGGAACGAGAUGGAGGAGGCAGGUGCUAUCGUUCUCAGGGGGCACACGGACGUCAUCCAUGACUUAAAAUUCGUCGCUCAAUCUAGUGUACUGCUGUCCGCCUCCAGUGACAAGGACAUGAGGGCUUGGAGCCUCAGUGAUUACUCGUGUGCUGCUGUUUAUAGUGGACAUAAUUAUCCAAUCUGGUGUAUGGAUACGAGUGCUUUUGACUUGUACAUAGCAACUGGCUCUCAUGAUCGAACCGCCAAAUUAUGGAGUCUGGACAGAAAAUUUCCACUCAGGGUUUUUGCCGGCCACUUUCUGGAUGUCAAUUGCAUAAAAUUUCAUCCAAAUACGAGAUACCUGGCAACAGGUUCUGCUGAUAAAUCCGUCAGACUCUGGAACAAGGACGAUGGUAAUUUAUUGAGAGUAUUUGUUGGCGCCCAAUCGACGAUUUACAGUCUGGCAUUCAGUCCCGAUGGGAAAUAUCUGGCUGCAGCUGGCGAUGAUAGGUCAAUAGCAAUAUGGGACCUGGCGACAAAUGCGAUAUUGACUGAGCUUAAAGGCCACCAGGAGACAGUGAUGAAUUUAGACUGGAGUCCAGAUGGUCAGUACAUAGUCAGUGGUAGUACAGACGGUAUCGUGCGUCUCUGGCCAUCGCACGAGCACAUAAAAACCGGCAUCAAUACCCCAACAAACUCAACAGGCAGAGAUUGCCGCCCUCAGGUAUACUCAACAAAUUGCUCAAGUAUUCUAUCGCUUCAAUACUACCGAAAAAAUAGUUCACUUGUCUGCAUUGGAGCUGUAUGAAGACUGCUGGAUCUCGCUGCCAAAAUAGGCCGAACAUAAAUGGAAAUAAAUGAAAAAUAAUAAUGUCAAUACAUAAUAAUCAUCAUCAUCAUUUUCAGUCUAGUGGUAGAGAUCCCCCUCACAGGCAAGAUAGUGAAUUAAUUUGUUGUACUUGCGAUUAAAAAAAUUGAAAAAAAAUUUACUGCAAUACUGUGAUGGAGUGACGAUCAAAUGAUCCUUUCAUCUACCUUCAAAUUUUAUUCAUUCAAAUUUUACUGCUACAUUCUCAAGGGAGAGGGGAAGGGACGAGUGGUAGAGAGCAAAGUAGUGAAUUUAUGCGGCUAUCUUCAAUGUUUUCUUGUUAUUCAAAUCAAAAGAAGGAAUUUUAUAAUUGCAUUUGACCCUGGAAUCAGUGUUUUAAAAAUGGAAUUUCGAAAGACCUCUUUUGUAGCACAAUAUGUCUCAAAAUUUUUUCCUGGUAGUACUCGUUAUCAAAAUAAGCGGAAAUUCAGCAAGAUUCCUGGUGGAUAAUAAACAGUCAUUGUUCAUUUUCUUCACACAUUUUUUGUGUUUUGUUCUCAUUAAUUUUGUAAAUAAUUCACUUGGUGAUUGUACAGGUGAGAAUUCAUUGGUAAUUUCUCGCUGUUUUGUAAAUAUUAAAAAAUAAUAAAAAUGACGGCUAGAGCCAACGAGGUCGAUAAAAUUUGUAUUCACAAAUUUUUGUUUCUACUAAAUUAUUUCCCCGUGUGUUUGCGGAAAGACAGAAUAAAAAAGUAAAAUAAUGAAAAAAAAAUUGUAAUUCAACGCCUCUUUGGUGGUAAACAUUAAAAACUACCUCAUAAUCUAAGGACCAUCGAUUUUUGCUUUUAUAUUAUUGUUCUGGCAUAAUUAGAGUGAAAAAAAAAUUGAGAAUAAGAAAAUAAGAUUCGCAUCAAAGAAGUGUACUUUUUAUUUUAGUCUCCGAAUGAUAAAUUGUAAUAUGGGCUGCCCCGAACAGUAAUUACACAAAUUCUUCUUAAAAACAGGAACUUUUUGUAGAUACAUCAAUCCUGUAUAUGUACAAUUACACAUUGAAUACAAUUUUUUUUUCUUUUUUUCUCUAAUCAUUUUCCCUUCUUUAUUUUUUCCUCUGCAAUCAUUAA